Nematolebias whitei (Rio pearlfish) is the source of this 2523-nucleotide messenger RNA. RefSeq names its product WD repeat domain 43 (gene wdr43). NCBI's taxonomy places the organism in Eukaryota, Metazoa, Chordata, Actinopteri, Cyprinodontiformes, Rivulidae. The record is from RefSeq and is a predicted model, not a curated record. Gene Ontology annotation, biological process: maturation of SSU-rRNA from tricistronic rRNA transcript (SSU-rRNA, 5.8S rRNA, LSU-rRNA). Bases 17 to 1966 code for a protein of 649 amino acids. Gene Ontology annotation, cellular component: nucleolus. Gene Ontology annotation, molecular function: protein binding. The transcript is spliced from 18 exons.
AAGCAGCGCUACAGAAAUGGCGGCGGACGAUGGCAUUUCUUCGCUGCAGCUCCCCUGCGUUUUUUCACCCAAAUCACGACAGUACUUAGCCGUGUGUGCCCAGGAUGGCAGACUUCGCAUCUGGAACACGGACAGUAAAACACUUCAUCAAGAAUAUGUGCCUUCAGCUCAUCUGAGUGCCACUUGUACGUGUUUAUCCUGGGGACCAUGCCGAACUGCGAAGGAGGGACCUCAGAGGAAGAAGAGGAAAUCAGAGGCAGCACAGGUGGAGAAGGUUGACCUGUUGGCAAUGGGCACAGCAGCUGGUACUGUCCUCAUCUACAGUACAGUGAAAGGAGCUCUCCACUGUACCCUGGAUGGAGGCCAUAGUGGAGGAGUGAACUGUGUCCAUUGGCAUCCUGAAGACAGCUUAUUAUACAGCGGUUCAGAUGAUACGAACAUUGUAGAGUGGGACCUGCAGACAGGCAAGACUCGGAGUAAAUGGAAAGCGGAUCGUUCAGCUGUGACCAGUCUGUGUGUGAGUCCUGAUGGUAAACUGCUGCUUUCAGCUGGAAAGAUAAUCAAGAUGUGGGACUUGGACACCAAAGAGGUUUACAGGAAAUUCACAGGCCAUUCAACGGCUGUGACAACCCUCUGCUUCGCCACCACACGACCUCCUGACGGCAACGGCCUCUAUUUCGUCUCUGGAGCUGCACACGACCGACUCCUCAGCGUUUGGCAAGUACGAGAAGAUGGAAAAGACAAAAACUCAGUGGUUUCCUUCACGCUGACCGACGAGCCACAAAACUUCGACCUUGUCAAAUCCAGCAGCAAAGAAGAGGCAGUCAGGCUGGCAGUGGUGUGUAAAGAUGGACAGUUACAUCUAUUCGAGCACUUUUUAAAUGGGCCGUUUAAGAAGCCUUUGUCACCUUCGUGUACGGUGCAGAUGUCCGACACAAGGGAAUCCCCGAUGCAGAUCCCACUGCUGGCAGCAGCACUCGAAGUCGAUCCGCGCUCUGUGGUGCUGGCAUAUGGCAGCCAUCUACAGCCGGUGAUGGAGAGAGUGGAAAUCAACACGGCAGAGAGACACAUUUGCUUGACCCGAGACAUAAAGGCCAACUUGUCCAUCUCGAUGGAGACCACCGUCUCCAAGGUGAAAACUCCAAUCGUCAAUGCCAAAAGCAAAGUGUUGGUUCCAGGACUUCCUGGGCAUCAAGCUCCUCUCAAGGUGGGCUCACAAGGAACGGAAAAGAGGAAAAAAGACGCAGACACCAAAGAGAUGUCAAUAGCCGAGCGACUUCGUGAAAUAGAUCUGUCUGUUGUCUCCAGUCAGAAAGGAGCUGCUAAAGUCGAGGCCUCGUUACAAACAGACAACUUUGCAGUUCUACUGGUGCAGGGCCUGGAGAGUAACGACGCUGCCACUCUAAAUAAAGUUUUACAGACUAACAAAGCAUCAUUAAUAAAAACGACGGUUUCUCGAUUGCCACUCUCUGCUGUUCUGCCGUUCGUUGAAGAGCUCACGAAGAGGCUCCAAGGGCAUCCUACAAUGGCAAUUCAAAUGUUGCGGUGGCUCAAGGCUGUCCUCGUGCAUCACACAUCAUACCUGGCAUCGCUGCCCGACCUGAAUACCCAGCUGGGAGUCCUUUAUCACAUGAUCGAGAGCCGAGUGAAAAUGUUCCACAAACUGACAAAGCUGCACGGGAAACUCAAUCUCCUAAUGACACAGGUGGCGACAAAUGACAGCAGCAACAGGCUCACUGAUGUUGACCACACAGCUAAACUGGUGUAUGAAGAGGAAUCAUCUGACGAAGAUGAGGCCUCUGGUGAUGAAGCUCUUCCUGAUGAAGAAUCUGAUCACUGGGAAGAGGACGAGGCGAUGGAUGAAGACGAGGAGGAUAAAGACGAUGAAGAUUCCGACAGCAGAACGGAACCCAAAGCAAACGGAGAUGAAGACAUGGAACAUGAAAACGAGAGCGAAGAAGAAUAAGAUCAAAACAACGUCAAUUAUACAUAUAAUGGACCUGAGAGAGUUAUAUAUACUUUCAUUUUAUUUUCAGACUUUUGAUUUUAUCAGCUUUUACAAAAUCAAGGGACACAUUUAAAGCAAAGCCAGAAGGGGUCCCCCGCCCUCUUCAAGAUGUCAAACGUGGUCUUAUCUGAGCAACAUCCUGCAAAAAAAAAAAAAUCAUUGCAACUUUUCAGUCUUCUGUGCCAUCCCAGCUCCACGCCCCUACACGUCUGCCUAAAAACACGAAAACUGCUGUGUGUUCCGUUCAGCCACACUUUUUCUGCAUUCCAAAUUGAAAUAACUUCCAGAUUAAUGUUACCGACUGAUUGGUUUAUUCUAAUUUAACAACGUGGGCCGUCUGGAUGCAGGCUCAGUACUGGAGCGGUGCUGGGAUGGAGACUUGAACCCCGGGUGUUUGUUUUCCAGAAGACCAGAUGUCUGCCCACUUCGUGUAAAUCUGUAUGUACAGUGAAGCGUUUGUAUGAGCUCUUCCCUCUACAGAAAGCUUUGGGAUUAAAAGAACUCCUGUAAAGUCA